Miscanthus lutarioriparius is the source of this 534-nucleotide messenger RNA. Lineage: Eukaryota; Viridiplantae; Streptophyta; Magnoliopsida; Poales; Poaceae. The record is from the annotation of a GenBank genome assembly.
AUGGCGCGCACCGACGCGUCGGCGACGUACACGGCGACUAGCUUGCUGAGGUCGACGAGUCGAGACGACGGCUUGGACCAGCCGGGCCGCCUCCUCCUCGCGCACGGGGCCGAACGACUGGACGCGCCUGGCGCUGAGCAGCUCCAUGAUGCAGAUCUUGCGGAGCUGACGCCAGUGGUCGCCGUACGGAGCCAUCACGAUCCCCGGGCCGUCCCUGGUGAAGACCCUGGCACUCAGGGUCAUUGGCCUCGUCGCGAAGAUGGCGUCGUGGGUCUUCAUGAAUUCCUUUGCGGCGUCCGGCGUGGAUGCGACGACCACCGGGACCUCACCGAGCUUGAGGAACAUGAGAGGGCCGUGCCGGAGCGACAGGUCUCGCAGGACGCGGUGUACGAGGGAGCCGCGGAGGUGGUGGAUGCUGCCGAUGAUGGGGAGCUGCCAUGGGCCUGGAGGGAGUCGAGGUCCAUGGCUACGAGAUCCAAAGGAACUUCUCCACCAGAACUUGACAAGAAAGUAUACGAGUGGGAGAAGAGCUAG